UUCGGUCACACUAAUUUUCAGAACAUUUUAAUACUGGCAUGUAAAUAAAAUAAUCAAUUGACGAAACCCUAAAAUAAAAUGUGAAUUAUUAAAGAAGCUAUUGUAACAAUUGGAGAAAAAAACUUCGCUACAACUAUGGACACUUCGUUCCUGUUAUUUGUGAAUUCGAGUCGUCGAGCAAAAGCGCGUUUACUUGUGUAAAAUUGUGGAGGCGAACAAAGAGUUACCAAACAUUGUUUUACCUUGAAUAACAUUUUCACCAGGACAGCAAUGAAAAUCCAAUCCAAACAUAAAUGUGUUGUAAACUGAUUUAAACUGGGCAAACGGUAUGCCUUUUCAUUAAACAUUGUACACAAUUGGAUCUUGAAGACUGAAAUGCAUUAGUACAGAUAAAUCAGUCCGGUGUUAUCAUGUUCACAAGAAAAUGCUUAUUGGUUAGAGGCUCCAGGGGAUCGAGAUCCCAAGAGCUGAAUUUGUAGAAUUCAAAAAGGAAUAUUGCACAAAAAGAACCUGGUUGUUAAUAACGCGCUGCUUCAAACAGUUCAAUUGACAGGCAAUAUAAACUUAAGCAUGAAAGUCAAAGAUACGAUCCUGUGUGCAUGCCCUGCAUAAAAACAUUUAGCAAAGAGUUCACAUUCAGCUUAGUAAUUGGCUGCUGCUGCCAGAAGACUCAAAAUGGGAGCCAACACGUCGAGCAGCAGCUAUCCCGCGGCGGCCUCAACCGGAAGCUCAGCUAAUAAUAAUUCCGGCAACUCCAAUGGCAAUCUGUCGGUGAUGAACAACAUGGCCGAUAUAUCCACAGCCGGUGCCUACGGAACUAGUUGUGGCCCGAGCGGAACUCCCGGGAUCGUCGUCAGUGGAGCACACUACCAUCGGGACCAGAGGAGGAAGCGUGCCACCGGCUUUGCCACACUCAAGCGAAAGUUUAUACGGCGACGGCGCUCCUCGAAAGCCUGUGAUCACGCUCGUGUGCUGCGAGACUUUGUAUCCGAUUGGGCACCUGUGGAACUGGCGGCUCUCUGCGAGGAAUUCGAGGCACUGUCGGCUCUGAGGGAUUUGUCGGUGCAAGCUGAACUCGCACGUCCGCCAGCAGCAACGUUCAAACAAGAUCUGGCUGCCAUUUACGAAAAGAAUCUGUGCACCGAUUGUGAUUUGGUAUUUCGCGGAACGAUAUUCUCAGUCCAUCGUGCAAUAUUAUCGGCACGUUGUGUAUAUUUUCGGGACCUGCUGGCCGGAUGUCCUGGUUUCGGAGCGCGUAUUUGUCUCGAAUUGCCCAGUUCGCCGAUCGAUGUACAACUGUUCUCGUCACUAUUGCGCUACCUAUACACUGGUGAUCUAUGUCCCCAUGAUCCGAAUAUCGAUACAAAUCUGUUGCGGCAGUUGGGCAAGGAUUUCGGCACACCGAAUCCGCUGGAGCACGAUCUGCGCUACUUGCUGGAGACCGGUGAUUAUGCUGACGCAGCACUCGUUUUCACCGCCGACGGCACCAACGAUUAUCUCAGACAAGACUCGGGAACCUCGGAGUACGGCUUCCGGCCGAAAAUAGAACUCCCUUGCCAUAAAGCGAUACUAAGCGCGCGUUCGCCGUUCUUUCGCAAUUUGAUUGCGCGACGCACACGCAAUGUGGACGAGUACGUGGAGCGUUCACUUCACGUGCCCACACGCAUCGUACUGGACGAAUCGGUUAUACCAAAAAGAUAUGCGCGGGUAUUGCUGCAGGCCAUCUACCUUGACUCGGUGGACUUGUCGCUGAUUUUACGCGGCGUUGGCUCGGGCACAUCGGCUGGAUCGCUGGGCGAGGUGCAUGCUCUAACCAACACGGGACGGGUGCGACCAUCGACUCUCGAGGAGGCAAUGGAGUUGUACCAGAUCGGGCGAUUCCUGGAGUUGGACAUUCUGGCUCAGGGCUGUGAGGACUUGAUUCUCGAAUGGCUGUCGAUCGAAACGCUGCCCACUGUGCUGCAAUGGGGCUGCCAGCCGUACGGAUCCGCCUGGGUCUUUCGCCAGGCCUGUCAGUAUUUGCGCGAGGAGUUCGCCGCCGUUAGCUCCUCGCCGGUGUUGCAUCAGCUGGACAAGUCACAGCUCAUCCAUAUUCUGCACAGCAACUUCUUGCAGGCCUCCGAACUGGAGGUGCUGCAGGCGGUACUCAAGUGGGGCGAAAUGGAGCUCAUUCGUCGCAUGGAGGUUCGUGAGCCGAACCUGUUGUCGCACACCGCCCACUCGGUGGCGCGCAAGGGUGUCAAGAAACGCGACCUGAGCGAUAUCGAGUUGCGCGAAAUACUGUCGGAACUGCUGCCGCUGGUGCGCAUGGAUCACGUACUGCCGCCCCACUGCGAGGUCCUCUGCCAGGCGAUUCGACGCGGCCUCGUCAGCACACCGCCGUCGCACAUGAUCGGCGAUGAUCGGGAGAAUCUGCGCGUGAAUGCCUGGAUUCGCGGCGGCAAAAACCAGGGCCUCUACGUUAGACCGCGCCUGUUUAUGCCCUAUUUCGAAGAGGCUAAGGCGCUGCUCGAGGAUCGUAUGUCCUCGUCGCACCAUCAGGUUGAACUAAUGCGCAUGCGAAGGUGUCGACAUCCACCGGAUAUUCCCGACACACUCUACAUGGUCUCGCACAUGAACUCAAAGGCGAACAGUGAUCUUAGCACCGUAGAAAAUCGUAGUACUGACGGAAAUGUUGAUAUAUUAGUAGGCGCCGCUGUAAUUCCACCACCGGACAACCAAACCUUGCUGGCGAUGCGCAAGCGGGAGCACAAGUUGCGCCAGUCGCCAAUGUGCCAGCGGGCACUGCUGUUGCCGCUCUCCUCGAAGAACGAGAUCGAUCGCCAGAUCCGAUUGCGGGUCGUGCGGGAGUUCAAUCUGCCGGAUGAGGUCUCCGACCUGCUGGAGAUCGCCCUGCAAACCAAUCCGGGCCGGAAUGAGAGCCAUGUCGAGGAGACGGGCGCAUCGAGCGUGCCGAAAGACGAAUCCCUGCUGGAGGACGAGGAUCAAAGUCCGCCGCCAUCGCCGGCGGCAACAUGCUCAGUGUCGCGACACACCACCGUGGCAUCGGCGUUUCUGUCGCCCAUGGGCUCAUCGGUGGCCUCGUCGUGCGGCACCGAUGCGGCGCAUCCCUGCUACAGUCGAAAUCUCACCUUCCCACGCCACCACUCGAACGGCCUGAUCGGCGUGGCCAGUGCGUUCGGAUCCAGUUCGGGUGGUGGUGGCGGCGGCGUUGGCGGUGGCGGUGGUGGCCCGCCACUCCAGUGCAGCUACUCGCGACUGUCGUCGUCGGUGCAUCAACGCAACGACCUGCCCGCCCUCAUCACCGAGGGCGACUUUCGGUUCCCCCAUGGCAACGGUCUCGGCCUGGACAUGGGCGCUGAGGGCGGUGCCUGUGGCCUCGACGCGGCCAACAGCCAUCUGUCCGAGAUGAUGCCCGAUGUGGCCAUGGCCACCGCCUCGCUGGGGCAGCUGCACUUGACAAAUAACGGCGGACCCGGCUGCGCUGGCAAUAUCGGCGGACGAGCGGUGAGCAGCAAUAAUGACAUGUCCGAGAGCUUGCAAUUAGAUUUAGGCGAUGGCCCAAGCCCUCACAUUAUUGGAAGUGCUGUCGGUUCAAUGACUCUACGAAAUAUACAGCACCAACUGCCAACAAACAACUAUCACCACUUCAUGCAGCGUUCGAAUUCGCCAUUUGAAAUCCUGCGGCAAGGACAACCAUCGCCAACAUCACAUCCACAACAUUCCGGGACAUACAAUUCUGGACCACCAAGGUUUUUAUAGAGAUUUCGAGUGGCCCCCGAUCAUGGGCAUUAUUUUAGCAUGCCUUUCUAAAUAAACAAAAUCCGAUACAAUUAAAAACUAAAAAUCUAGAUAAAUAAAACAAACUACUAAAUAAAUGUCAAAAUGAUACCCCUU
Drosophila ficusphila is the source of this 3897-nucleotide messenger RNA. RefSeq names its product BTB/POZ domain-containing protein 7. The record is from RefSeq and is a predicted model, not a curated record. Gene Ontology annotation, molecular function: protein binding. Gene Ontology annotation, biological process: morphogenesis of a branching epithelium. NCBI's taxonomy places the organism in Eukaryota, Metazoa, Arthropoda, Insecta, Diptera, Drosophilidae. The transcript has 6 exons. The coding region runs from base 676 to 3762 and encodes 1028 amino acids.